UAUAUGAUAAAUUAAAGGCUUAAAUAUGUAUGCUCUUAUUAAUCCUAUAUACUUGGUACCUCAACUGGGAAUAAUAUAUGGAUAAUUAUAUAAUUAGUAGGUUAGAGGACCACAUAAUGUCCAUUAAGAAAUAAGUAGACAGUCUUCUUUGAAUAAUUAAGAAAAAUAGCUUUAAACUAUUUUCUGCACAUCUAAAGAGUUAAUAUAAAYCUGUACUACUUGAAAACAAUGCAUAUUAUUUGGUCAUCCAAGGAAGGUCAUGCGUGUAGACUGAGUUGACAGCUGUUAUGCAAAUCACUUSAUAUAUGAUCUGUUGAGAAGAGUUCAUAAUUUAAUGGCAAUGAUGCUACUAAUACUAUUGGUKUCUGUGUUCUUCGCUGUGGCCAKCUCUGAUUCUGAAAGAGAUGAGUUCCUGUACGGAAAAUUUCCUGACGAUUUUGUAUUUGGAGCUUCUACAUCGGCUUACCAAAUCGAAGGAGGCUGGAARGCUGACGGCAAAGGCCCAAGUAUUUACGAUGAAAUGGUCCAUACGCUUCCAUACCUUUUCAAAAACCAGACCGGUGAUAUUGCCGACGAUAGUUAUCAUAAAUACAAGGAGGAUGUGAGGAUUCUCAAGGAUUAUGGAGCCAAAGUUUACCGGUUUUCAAUAGCAUGGAGCCGUGUUCUUCCUAAUGGUACCACCGAUGUCAUCAACCAAGCCGGCAUCGAUUACUACAAUAAACUUUUGGAUGAACUUAUUGAGAAUAACAUUGAGCCAAUAGUGACUCUUUARCACUGGGACCUMCCACUWGCAUUUAGWCCAAUUGGUGGYUGGCUGAACAGGUCUAUGAUUGGCUACUUCAACGACUACGCGAAGGUUUGCUUCAAGAACUUUGGCACGAAAGUCAAGAAAUGGCUSACGCUAAACGAACCACUCGUUGUGAUGGAAAGGCAUGRUUUUUACAUGAAAGGCUUSAUCAAAAACAAAACAGAACUCUCUAUACUCCAAUACCAGACCAUGCAUCAUUUGAUUCUUGGACAUGCCACAGCUUACCAGACAUAUGUGAAUGAGUUUAAAGSAAAGCAAAAAGGCGAAGUUUCCAUUGCGAUAAGUAGCACWUGGGGUGAACCKAAGACACAAAACAAACAAGACCUUGACGCUGCUGAGAGAUAUAUGCAAUUUACUCUUGGUAUAUUCGCCCAUCCAAUAUUCCUCAAUGGUGACUAUCCUGAGAUUGUAAAGGAUAUUGUAGCGAACAAAAGCAAAGSUGUAGGAAUCCCAAACCGUUUGCCAAAAUUCACCGAAGAAGAGAAAAAAAUUGUCAAGGGAAGCGCUGAUUACUUUGGUCUGAACAACUACGAGUCYGUACUCGUUGAGAACCAUGUCUAUCCGGUUGGUGACUCGUCAACACAAGAAUAUCGCAGGGAUGGCAACUAUAAGACAAGUUAUGAUGAUUCAUGGGAGAUAGCUGGGGCUUAUAAUUUCAGGGUUGUUCCCUGGGGCAUGCGAAGGCUGCUUGCUUAUAUCAAAAASAACUAUAAAAACCCUGUUGUAUACAUAACUGAAAAUGGAUGUAUGGUUCCCGGAGAGUACGAGAUGUCCCUAAUCUGGCGCAUUAACGACGUGUUCCGCAUAAYCUUCUAUAGGCGUUACAUCAAUGAAGUGCUCAAGGCCAUUGUUAAGGAUGGCGUCAACGUUAAAGGGUACAUGGCGUGGACUUUGAUGGAUAACUUUGAGUGGCAGCAAGGAUAUCAUGCUACGUUUGGRCUUCACUAUGUGAACUUUUCAGAUCCACAGCGCACUCGUGUUCCUAAGAGGUCCGUUUCCUUCUUUAAAGGGCUCAUUAAAAACGGUGGCUUUCUUUCAUCCACAGCUAUGGGACUGCACGCAUUUAGUUGGCCUUUGAUACUUGGUGUACUAUUUGGAGCCUUAUUCUUUUUUAACUGAUGUUUUCGAAGAAAGAUGUUUUGUGUAGAUAAAUUAAACAUAAACGAUUAAUCAUAACAAUUAUAACAAUGAGGGAUAUACAUCAUACAAUUAUGUUCAUGAAGAAGGAAAAAUAAGAGAUGAAGCAUAUAUMACUUCUUAGCUGGGUUUAUCAGUGUAUGUUAUCAGAAUUUAAUUCGCUCCCUGAUUUGCAUUAAAUCCAAAAGUGAUUGUUC
Exaiptasia diaphana is the source of this 2142-nucleotide messenger RNA. Its product is annotated as myrosinase 1-like. Gene Ontology annotation, biological process: carbohydrate metabolic process. Gene Ontology annotation, molecular function: beta-glucosidase activity. Bases 335 to 1927 code for a protein of 530 amino acids. The record is from RefSeq and is a predicted model, not a curated record. Lineage: Eukaryota; Metazoa; Cnidaria; Anthozoa; Actiniaria; Aiptasiidae. The transcript has a single exon.